Molecule: messenger RNA, 1124 nt
Organism: Rhagoletis zephyria (snowberry fruit fly)
Lineage: Eukaryota; Metazoa; Arthropoda; Insecta; Diptera; Tephritidae
Product: maf-like protein NT01CX_1686
Molecular function (GO): nucleoside triphosphate diphosphatase activity
Source: RefSeq, a predicted model, not a curated record
AUAUGUUUGCUGUACAUAUAUUUAAUAACUUUUGAUAUUAAAAUUUGAGUGUGAAAUAAUGCAAUAUUCCUCAUUAUAUGCUAAUAUGUGAUUGAAAGAAAAACACAGUUGUGGAGGCAAGUUUUCCCUUGAGCUCAUGGAACAUAGCUUAUGCUAAGAUCAUCUGUAGAAGGAAACACAUCUGAUAUAUAUUUAACACGCUUCCAUUUAUUCUAUUUACAUUUGUUGUCGGCUGGAUUAACGAUUAAUAAAAUGUUGGCAUCAGUAAAACAUUUACUUGCACAAAAACGUAUAGUAUUGGCAAGCAGCUCACCACGUCGCCAAGAACUUAUCAAAUCAAUAGGAGUCGACAUUGAAUUAUGUCCAUCUAAUUUCGAAGAAAACUUGGAUUACCGCGACUUCAAGGAGUUCUCACAAUUUGUCGAGGCUACAGCGGCUGGCAAAGCUGAGGAGGUAUAUCAACGUCUACAUGCCGCAGAUCCGACAGCCGAUUUAUUGGUUAUUGGCGCUGACACAAUGGUCACGCUGGGCAGUGACGUUUAUGGGAAACCAAAAGAUGCAGCCGAUGCGGUGCGCAUGUUGACCAAUCUCUCUGGCAAAUGCAAUCGUACACAUACAGGGAUUGUGAUUAGACACGAUAAAGGUAUACGCCAGUUCACUGAGACCACUGAUGUAUAUUUCGGUGAUUUGAGCAAUGCGCAAAUACAAGAUUAUGUAAAAAGCGGAGAGCCACUCGACAAAGCAGGCGCCUAUGGUAUACAAGGAAUUGGCGGUUCUUUAAUUUCCAAAAUUAAUGGCGACUACUAUUGUGUAAUGGGUUUACCACUACAUCGCUUGUGCAAGGAGUUGUGCGCUUUGUUGGAGGACCCAAAUUCGCCUGAGAAUGGAUGUCCUGCAGAAAAGAAAACCAGAAUUGAAGAAAAUGUUAGUGAUUGAUCUAAGCAACAUCAUUUAAAGAACCAAAGCAAUUAUGAGGCUUUUAGUUAUUCUUAUAUAAAUACUUAUAUUAGGUUCUGAUAUGCCAAAUUUAAGCAAUCAAAUGUGAAAAGACAAACCCGCAGCAGAUUUUUAGACAGACAAUACACUACUUAAAUCAAAUUGACCUAUUAGCAUGAUAAGCAUGA